Botrytis fragariae is the source of this 2139-nucleotide messenger RNA. RefSeq lists its product as uncharacterized. The record is from RefSeq and is a predicted model, not a curated record. The transcript is spliced from 2 exons. Gene Ontology annotation, biological process: regulation of DNA-templated transcription. Gene Ontology annotation, molecular function: DNA binding; DNA-binding transcription factor activity. NCBI's taxonomy places the organism in Eukaryota, Fungi, Ascomycota, Leotiomycetes, Helotiales, Sclerotiniaceae. The coding region runs from base 1 to 2139 and encodes 712 amino acids.
AUGGAUACAAUAGAAGCCCAAAAUCAGGCAGCGCUUGCUUUGAUCACUAUUACACCACCCAGCUUACAAAAUAUACCUACAGAAAUUCGGAGAAAUAUAUUUAUAUGUCUAUUGGUGAACACCGAGUUAGCAGAGGCGUCUGCUAUCGACCAAAAUGAGAGAUACGGAGCUGAUUCGAAGUACGGCUUGAGCCCACAGGUACUCCUUGUCUGUCGCCUUUUCCAUGAAGAAGGAAAGGAGGUUUUGUAUGGUUUGAACCAUUUCAUUGUGGAAUCACUACCGAACAUACACGUUGAAGCAUUGGAAGCAAUUCAACCCCUGACCUUAUGCAGUCCCUUGACUCGCUGGGACAACCAACCUACCAACUCCAUACAAAAGGCUUCAUUGCAAAGGAACCCAGGUAUUAGAUUGGUAAGAAAGUGGAGGAUGAUAUUAAGCGCCAAGCUUCAUGAGCCCCGAAGUCAAGAUGGCCUCGUUGAACUGUGCCGUUUACUUUGCGAGCUUCAAAUACUUUCAGGAGGUUCAUUAUUGAGAGAGCUAGAAGUUUGCAUCAUUCCCAAGGGUGCUGAAUUCAAGUAUGGCUAUUUAGACGCGGCCGACAUGCGCGAAAACCUUGUGCCACUGGAGCUGCUACGAAAUAUACCUAGUGUGUCGAUUCGAACAGCCAGCAUUUCUGAGAUACCAGACUUUGUAUGCAGGGAUGAAUGGUUUGAUACGCCACUCGUGACAAAGUCAAUACUACCUACCGUUCCCUAUCGAUGCUUCCUCAUCGACCUUAUCCAAGGAAAUUCAGAAGUCGAGUUGAGCACUAAAAUGUUUACUGCUCUCUUGGAGUACGCACAGGCGUUUGAAAGGGACCCUGAGUUCAAGAAUGCGAUGUCCUUGACUUUUGAAGAGGUAGCUACUUUGAUGGCUGGGGAGUUCUCUUUAUUAAGCGAUAAUCCGUUCCUCAGUAAAGUGUUUCAUCCUAAUGGACUAGCUCAUACUAUUGAGGCUGGUCUACAAAAGGCGAAAUAUAUGACCGAGAUCGAAAGUGGGGAUAUUACUAAGACCACCAAGUUCAAGGAAGAGCGAUCUAUCAUCCUGAAAUAUCUAGAACGCCAGUUUUGUAGGAUAAGCCACGCAUCCCAAGAACUGGUUCAAUUUGUCAAAUUACAAAAGCGAAAAUGGGGCGUGUUUGAUCCUGCCUGUACAAAACAGUACAACGGUUUUGACAUGGUGAUCUAUACUGAAGCUAUGGUCUUACUCGAAGAUUAUAUCGCAUCAUUUACUCGAGAGCUCGACGCGUCAACCAAAAUGGCAGUACGCUCCCAAUUCGGUCUUUUUGGGCAUCGCUACGACUUUAUGGCAAGAGAAACCAAACUUAAAAAAUGUCGGGUAGCUUAUAAUCGGAGAGAUCCCAUCACGUUCAGAAAGUACUUCCAGGAUGUAGUUAGCGAUAUGGAGCUUCAGUACUUUAUCAUACUCACGGCUAGAUCCAAGCUGUAUGACUGGGACACUGGCAGUAAUAUUCCUGAUAUACACGUCACACCAUUGAGUUCUUUAGAAGCCUGGGAGAUUAGAUGGGACAUAGAAGAGCCGACAGUCACGGUGAUAACAAAAUCAGAAGCCCAGAAAAUGCAACAUGAUUUCCAGCGCCAAAUCGCACAACAAAUUUUCCUUGCACAACAAUCCGCGACACACGAAGCAGAAAAUCAAUUUCCAGAGAAUUACCAGGGUUCAGAUACCGUCGAUGGAGAUGGAAUCAAUGGCCACAAGUUAAACAUUGAGAACAAUGCCGAGAAUCUUAUUACUGAAACGGAGCUUGUAGCACUCGCAAAUUGGGAAUCUCUACCGUAUCACGAUGAUGACGAAUUCUAUGAGUUGACUUUUCAGUGGGAUGGCGAUCAGUCUCGACCGCCAUCUGUAGCCAACGCUCCUAUCUGUUCUGAUGGUGCUUCGGAAACCGAUUUCUACGAGGAACUAUUUAGAGAUCACUCGGACGAUGAGAGCUUCGAUUUGGAGUCUGAAGACGAGCAUGAAAUCGAUGAUGAUCUUGCCAGUAAUGGCGGAUCUAUUCUUCACGCUCUACCUUGGCUUGCAGACUCUGGAAGCUCUCUGUCACAUGUAUUCCCGUGGAUGACACGUUCGAAGCAAUGA